Molecule: messenger RNA, 2210 nt
Organism: Schistosoma margrebowiei
Lineage: Eukaryota; Metazoa; Platyhelminthes; Trematoda; Strigeidida; Schistosomatidae
Source: the annotation of a GenBank genome assembly
AUGUCUCUAGUCUUCGGAACUUGUGCUAAAUCAGGAAAUGAAAAUAUUAAUGCACGUUUCUCCAAGACAUAUGAACAAAUUGAAUUGUUACUGUCUCAAGCAAAACCUCAACCAAUAUCAUUAUGUGCAAAGGCUGCUGCUAUCGAAGCUUAUGAUCAUUUAAGAUGUCAUCAUUAUAUCCCUGAAGCAGAACAGUUAGUUAAUUUAUUAGCCAGACCACAUAUUAAAUCGUUAUUACUUUGUCAUGAUGGAAUAGCGAAUAAAGCUUAUGGACCAGUUCUACCACAGAUAUCAUCAGAAGUAGAUGAAGAUGAUAUAAGCGUGAAGAUUGUAAAUUUAAUCAAGAAUCAUGAACCACUUGGAGUUACAAUUAAAAUUAAUGAAAGAAAUGGAGCUGUUCUAGUUGCACGUGUUAUGCACGGCGGAGCUGCUGAUCGUACAGAUGCUAUUGAUGUCGGGGAUGAAAUCCAGGAGAUUAAUGGUAUUACCGUACAUGGGCGAGACCCUAUGGAAGUAAUACGAAUGUUGACAACGAUAUCUGGCGAUGUGAAAUUGAAACUGAUUCCAUCUGUUACAAAAAAACAACAAGCAGAAAAAAAUCAAGUACAUGUUCGAGCUUUAUUCUCAUACAGUCCAAGCUCAGAUUCACUAACUCCAUGUCCAGAAGCUGGUUUAGCGUUUUUAAAAGGUGAAAUUCUGCGUAUAGUCAAUUCAGAAGAUUCGAAUUGGUGGCAAGCUGUAAAAGUUGAAUUUCCACUUAGUGGGAUUGUUCCAUUUGUACUGGGUAAUAAUUUAACGCAACCAAGUUUAGGUAGAGCUGGUCUAAUACCAAGUAAAAUGAUGCGAGAAUGGAAAAUGCAGUAUCACUUUAAUUCAUUGCAUACAAACGGCGGACAAGAUACACAAAUUCAUGUAUACACGGAUGAAAGUAUACCUACCAAUGUGAUGGCUUUGGUCGACUUCAGCAGUAAUUAUAUUUCAGAUGGGUUAGCUAAAAUUUAUGAAUUUCGUUGUCAUGCCCCGGAAAACUUGAAAUCUCGCGAACUGACUGAAUUAACAGUUGAUGAUAUAUGUAAAGAAGAAUUAAGUCAAUCAGUGAUACCAUCGGAAGAUUUAUCAUCAAAUUAUAAUAUCGGUGUAUUCGAUCAGUAUCAACCAACUGGACAAGACAAUAAUAAUCAACAACGAAAUGGCGAUUUCGGUGAAAUAUCAGGUCGUCAUGAUUUGAAACCAGUCAAUGCAGAUGGUAAUGAACAACAAUUGGCCACUGCGGGUAGUAGUGGUAUUUCCACUGAAAUGAUCAUUGUAAUUUGUGUUGUCAUAGCAUGUAUUAUUGUUAUCAUUAUAAGUUUAAUUGUUUAUUCGUCACGUAAACGUGCACAACGUAGAAAACAACAAGAGAGAAAUCUUGGUGUUUCACAUAAAACAAAUUCAUAUUGUGCUGUCAUUGAACAUAAUCCAUCAAGUCGUACACCAAGUGAAAAACAAGCCACUUCUCAGUCACCAUAUAAUAAUUAUUCUAGAGGUAUUUCACAGCCAGAGAAGGAACCUUUAGCUCAUGGUUAUGGUAAUUAUCGAGAUGGACGCUUGUAAAGGAAUGAAAAACAAACUAUUAGUAGUGAAGAUGGUGCUGAGAAUAGUGAUCCUUCCUCGUUUAUCUUGUUUUCACCAAAACUUUUUCCAAUUAUUUCACAAAAUAAAAAUUAUCCCCACCUUACACAUAUUAUAUUUUUUCACUAAUUAACAAGUAUACUCAUGUUUAAUUUAUGCUGAAUGAAAACUGAUUGUUUACGCUUCUCUUCUUUGAAAAAUCGCAAGAAUAACGAAAAAUUAAAUUUUUUAAAAAUUCUAUUGACAUUUUCAUUCCACACUUCUCAUUUUAUUCAAUGUUCCAAUUGAUUUAGUUGAUUUCUGACUAAAACAACAGAAAAUGCCAAUAGCAAUACCAUGCAACUCAAUUAGAUACAUAUGUUCAGAUAGACUUAAACACUGGUAAAGAUCAAUUGGCUGAAAAACUGAUAAGAUAAUUUACAUUAUUGAACUGUAUGUUAUAUCUAUUCAAUUAUUUUAUUGAAUAUUGAUUGAAAUAAGAUUUGGUUGUAAUGUUAAUUGAAAUUCGACCUAUUUUAUUACAUUUUAGUCGUACUUUACACGAAUAAUUAUUCUGUAAAAUAUAGCAUCUCUCUCUCUCUCUCUCUCUCUCUCUCUCU